Messenger RNA from Urocitellus parryii (Arctic ground squirrel), 2043 nucleotides. It is a transcript of the gene Slc39a4, whose product is annotated as solute carrier family 39 member 4. NCBI's taxonomy places the organism in Eukaryota, Metazoa, Chordata, Mammalia, Rodentia, Sciuridae. The record is from RefSeq and is a predicted model, not a curated record. Gene Ontology annotation, cellular component: plasma membrane. Gene Ontology annotation, biological process: intracellular monoatomic cation homeostasis; zinc ion import across plasma membrane. Gene Ontology annotation, molecular function: zinc ion transmembrane transporter activity; monoatomic cation:bicarbonate symporter activity.
AUGGGGGAUGGCUACCUAGGGGACCAUGCCCCACUUCCUCUGGCCAUACCCACCCUGGACAGCUUUCCACUGCUCCCCAAGUCACUCACACCAGGGCUGCUGUUGGCCAUGACGAUGGUAACAGCGGUGGUGGCCCAGCCUGCCAGUCUGCUGAGCCUGCUCACCUCAGGCCAGGGCACUCUGGAUGGAGAGGAGCUGAGCAGCCUAUUAAAUAGGCUGGUGGACCGUGUGCACUGUACCAGCGGGCCGUGUGGAAAGUGCCUGUCUGUGGAGGAUAUCUUGGCCCUGGGUAGGCCUGACCAGCCAGGGCUGGCUCCAGGACCAGUCCUAGAGUCCAGGUMCAUAGCCCGCCUCAGUGCCGCUGCAGCUCUCUAUCUUAGCAAUCCAGAGAGCACAUGUGCAGACAUCCAGGCUGGCCACUGGGCCUCCCAUGCCAACCACUUCCUGGUCCCACUGGAGACUUCUGAGGCCCUGACCCAGGGCCUAAGUCUGCUGCUGCAGAAGCUCAGGGCCCAGGCUGCUGGCCAGCCUGCUGGGGAGGAGGCCUGUGUCGAUGUCCCUCAGCUGCUGGAGAAGGCAGUGGAGGCAGGAGCUCCUCAAAACCCGGGCCCUGUCCUGGCCGCCCUGCUGGACCACUUCAGGAAUGGGUCCUGCUUCCAUGCCCUGCCAAGCCCUCAGUACUUUGUGGACUUUGUGUUCCGGCAGCAUAGCAGCGAAGCUAACAUGACAUUGGCGGAGCUGGAAGCUUUGAUGAAGCGCCUGGGAGUGGGUGGAGAGGCCCACAGUGACCACAACCACAGUGACCACGAUGACCACGGUCAACUGGAUAGGGAGGCCAACAACCGGGACCCCGUUCCCCUUGCCAUCCUCAAUAGCAGCUCCAGUGUGUGGGACACGGUGUGCCUGAGUGCCAGGGAGGUAAUGGCUGUUUAUGGGCUGUCUGAGAAGACUGGGGUGAGCCCCGAAGCCUGGACCAGAUUGAGCCCUGCCCUGCUCCAGCAGCAACUGAGCGGGGCCUGCAGCCCCCAGGCAAAGUCACCCACCCAGGACCAGCUCAGCCAGACAGAGAGGUAUCUGUAUGGCUCCCUGGCCACACUACUCAUCUGCCUCUGUGCUGUGCUUGGCCUCCUGCUGCUGACCUGUGCCAACUGCAGCUCUGCCACCCACUAUAUCAUGCAGACCUUCCUGAGCAUGGCCGUGGGUGCACUCACUGGUGAUGCCCUCCUGCACCUGACACCCAAGGUGCUGGGGCUGCACACGCAUAGUGGAGAGGACCACACACACAGUGGGGAGGGCCUUGGCCCACAGUCCACCUGGCGUCUACUGGCCRUGCUGGGAGGCCUUUACAUCUUCUUCCUGUUUGAGAGCCUCUUCAACAUCCUGCUGCCCAAGGACCAGGAUCCAGAGAAGGACGGGCACUGCAGCCAUGGUGGCCACAGCCACGGUGUGUCCCUGCAGCUGGCGCCCAGCGAGCUCCGGCAGCCCAAGCAGGCCCACGAGGGCUCUAGCGCAGACCUGGUGGCAGAGGAGAGCCCGGAGCUGCUGAACCCCGAGCCCCGGAGGCUGAACCCAGAGCUGAGGCUGCUACCCUACCUGAUCACCCUGGGCGACGCCGUGCACAACUUCGCUGAUGGACUGGCCGUGGGCGCGGCCUUCGCGUCCUCCUGGAAGACCGGGCUGGCCACCUCGCUGGCGGUGUUCUGCCACGAGGUACCUCACGAGCUGGGGGACUUCGCGGCCCUGCUGCACGCGGGGCUGUCGGUGCGCCGUGCGCUGCUGCUGAACCUGGCCUCGGCGCUCACGGCCUUUGCCGGCCUCUACGUGGCGCUGGCAGUCGGAGUCGGCGAGGAGAGCGAGGCCUGGAUCCUGGCAGUAGCCACAGGCCUCUUCCUCUACGUGGCGCUCUGUGACAUGCUCCCGGCCAUGCUCAAUGUGCGGGACCGCAGGCCCUGGCUCCUCUUCCUGCUGCACAAUGUGGGGCUGCUGGGCGGCUGGACCGUCCUGCUGCUGCUGUCACUGUACGAGGACAAUAUCACCCUUUAA